AUGUCCACUCAAGACUAUGACUAUCUCUUCAAAGUGAUAAUUAUCGGUGACUCUGGAGUUGGUAAGAGUAACAUUCUCUUAAGAUAUACUGAUGAUUUAUUCUCAAAUCAAUUCAUCUCAACAAUUGGAGUCGAUUUCAGAAUUCAUACCAUUGAUGUUGAUGAUAAGAAGGUGAAGAUGCAAAUAUGGGAUACAGAAGGCCAAGAAAGAUUUCUUGCAAUCACAAGAUCAUAUUUUGGAUAUUCACAUGUUGCUUUGAUUGUCUACGAUAAAACAAAUAAGGAAAGCUUUGAAAAAGUCAGCUUUUGGAUGAAUGAACUCGAUCAAAAAUGUGAUAAAAACCUUCUCAGGGUUAUUGUUGGCAAUAAAGCAGAUCUCAAGGAACUUGAGUAUAUCACUGAAGAACAAGGAAAGAACCUAGCAAAUCAAUAUGGUUGCUUAUUUGCUGAAACAAGUGCAAAAGAGGAUAUAGGAAUUGACGAAGUCUUCCUUCUUUGUGCACAAACUCUUGUUAAACGAGGAAUUAAUAGUAAUCCACUUCCAAUCCAAAUUGUCUCCCUACCACCAGGCCAAAAGGUUGGAACUUGCUGCUAA
Messenger RNA from Trichomonas vaginalis G3, 594 nucleotides. RefSeq names its product small Rab GTPase Rab1c. The record is from RefSeq and is a predicted model, not a curated record. Lineage: Eukaryota; Parabasalia; Trichomonadida; Trichomonadidae. Gene Ontology annotation, molecular function: GTP binding; GTPase activity. Bases 1 to 594 code for a protein of 197 amino acids. Gene Ontology annotation, biological process: protein secretion; regulation of exocytosis. The transcript has a single exon.